CCAGAGGCUUAAAAAAAAAUCGUGCUGCUGAAAUUUCAGCAAGAGGGGAGAAAGAGAGAGAGAGAGGAAGAGAGGAGAGAGAGAGACGGCAAGGCAUCCCAAGCUUCCUGCUUGCCUCCUUGGCAGAGAGGCAGGAAGGGACCCAGCGGAAGCCGUUGGUUCCCCCCCACGCAGAGCCCGAGAGAAACAGGGUCCUCUCCGACCCCCAGAAUCUGACUUUGGGGGGUCUGCAUCUUGGCUCGCCGCCCCUCGCCUCUUCCCCCCUCCAGCCCUCCCGGGCCGGCGUUCCCGUCUCUCUCUUCCCGAAUCCCCUUCCUCGCCGAGAAGCGGGGAGACGGUGGGGGGGCUCUCGAGGUGAGUGCCGGCCGCCGGCCCCAAGAAGCUCCUGGCAGGAAAGCAUCCCUGGCACCCCGCCGCCCCGCCGGCAGCCCCCCGUGGCCCCCCUGCAGGUGCCGAAAGCUUCGAGACUCCCCGAGGCUGGGACACACACGGGGCCAGUGAGGAUUAAGGAACCUUCUGGAAAGAGAGCACCAGCAGGGGGCCGCUUCCCUCAAGCUGCCCUGCGCCCCGCUGACUGCCACAGGCUUCCCCUGAGGAUGCGGGUGGCCAGGGCCGAGGGUGUCCCCCCGGGCUUGCUGCUCGCCGUCCAGCUGCUGCUCGUGGGCGCCCUGCUGCGGCCCUCGGCCUGUCAGCUGGAGGUGCCCACCGCGAUGAGGGUCCCCGGGGGGGACGACGACGACGGGGGCCCGUCCAGCCCCGAGCCGCCGCCGCUGCCUCUCGACCCCGAGGACCCCGCCCAUGUGCCCGUGGACGCUCCGUGCGCGUCAGGGCUGGAGGCGUCGGCUGAGCAGGAAGUGGGCAGCCCUGACGGGGCGCCCGCCGAGGACCCCGGCUGGAGGGCGGCGGAGCCCGAGAGCCGCGUGGCCUUCACCCAGGUGGUCCGCCUCCCCCAGGAGGCCUGCGCCUGCGCGGGUUCCGCCCAGGCGCUGCAGGAGCUGCUGGGCCGCCUGGAGCUGCUCGAGCAGGAGGUGUCCCUGCUCAGGCACCAGUGUGACGCCGCCCGCUGCCCCGAGGGCGCCGCCGCAGGUCAGCUGGACUACAGCCCCGCCUGCAGCGGCCACGGCAACUUCAGCCUGGAGGCGUGCGGCUGCGUGUGCGAGCCGGGCUGGACGGGCCCCAACUGCUCCGAGCCGCAGUGCCCGCUGGACUGCUCGGGCCGCGGGCUGUGCGUGGACGGCGUGUGCGUGUGUGACAGCGGGGCGGGUGGCGAGGCCUGCUCGGAGCCGCAGUGCCCGCUGGACUGCUCGGGCCGCGGGCUGUGCGUGGACGGCGCGUGUGUGUGCCAGGAGGGCUACGCCGGCCAGGACUGCGGCCAGCUGCGCUGCCCCGGGGACUGCUCGGGCCGCGGCCAGUGCGCCAACGGCUCCUGCGUGUGCCAGGAGGGCUACGCCGGCCAGGACUGCGGGCAGCAGCUGUGUCUGAACGCCUGCAGCGGGCACGGCCACUGCCUGGACGGGGAGUGUCACUGCGAGGACGGCUACCAGCAGCCCGACUGUUCUGCAGUGGUCGCCCCUCCAGAGAACCUGCGGGUGGCCGGCGUGAGCGACAGGUCCAUCGAGCUGGCGUGGGAUGUGCCGACGGCAGUGACCGAGUAUGUGAUCUCUUACCAGCCGACAGCCCCCGGGGGGCUCCCGCUCCAGCGCCGGGUGCCCGGGGACCGGACAGGCGUCACCCUCUCGGAGCUCGAGCCGGGCCUCGCCUACAACAUCAGCGUUUCCGCUGCCAUCAGCAGCGCCCUCAGCCCGCCCGCCACCGCCGAGGUGGCCACCCAACUUUCCACUCCGCGGGGCCUCCGGUUCAAGGCCGUCACGGAGAGCACUGUGGAGGUCGAGUGGGAGCCCCUGGCCUUCGCCUUCGACGCCUGGGAGAUCAGCUUCAUCCCCAAGAACAACGAAGGCGGGGUGACUGCCCAGCUGCCCAGUGACGUCACCUCCCUGAACCAGACCGGGCUGAAGCCGGGCGAGGAGUACCUGGUGACCGUCGUGGCCCUCCGCGAGCAGGCCCGGAGCCCCCCCACCUCGGCCACCGUCUCCACCAUCAUUGACGGGCCCACGCAGCUCCUGGUCCGAGACGUGUCGGACACGGUGGCCUUCGUGGAGUGGACGCCGCCGCGGGCGCGGGUGGACUUCAUCGUGUUGCGCUACGGGCUGGCGGGCGGCGAGGGCGGCCGGACGACGUUCCGCCUGCAGCCGCCCCUGAGCCAGUACUCGGUGCAGGCCCUGCGGCCCGGGACCCGCUACCAGCUGGCGGUCAGCGCCGUGCGGGGCGCCAACGAGAGCCGCGCAUCCACUGCCCAGUUCACCACAGAGAUCGACGCGCCCAAGAACCUGCGGGUGGCGUCCCGCACGGCCACCAGCUUGCACGUGGCCUGGGACAACAGCGAGGCAGAGGCGCAGGCGUACCGGCUGGUGUACAGCACGCUGGCGGGCGGGCAGUACCACGAGCUGCUGGUCCCCAAGGCCCCGGGGCCCGCCAGCAGCGUCACACUGACAGAUCUGAUCCCUGGCACCGAGUAUGGGCUGGGCAUCUCUGCCCUCAUGAACUCUCGGCAGAGCGCACCGGCCACCAUGAACGCCAGGACUGAGCUGGACGGACCCCGGGACCUCACGGUGAGGGCUUCCUCGGAGACGUCCAUCUCCCUGAUGUGGGCCAAGGCCAGGGGCCCCAUCGACCACUACCGCAUCACCUUCACGCCCUCCUCGGGGGUCUCCUCGGAGGUGACCGUGCCCAGGCACGUGACCUCGUACACGCUGACGGACCUGGAGCCCGGCGCCGAGUACAUGAUCUCUGUCACCGCCGAGCGCGGCCGGCAGCAGAGCCCCGAGGCCACCGUGGACGCUUUCACAGGCUUCCGCCCCAUCUCGCACCUGCACUUCUCGCAUGUGACCUCCUCGGGCGUGAACAUCACCUGGAGCGACCCCUCACCGCCCCCCGACCGCCUGCUGCUGCGCUACGGGCCCCGGGACCGCGAGGACGAGGCACGGGAGCUGGCGCUGGGCGCGGCCCGCCGGCACGCGCUGCUCUCAGGGCUGCAGCCCGCCACCGAGUACACCGUCAGCCUGGUGGCCGUGCACGGCGCCGCACGCUCCGAGCCCAUCGUGGGCUCCGUCACCACCGGCAUCGACCCCCCCAAGGACAUCACCAUCGCCAACGUGACCAAGGACUCGGUCGUGGUGUCCUGGAGCCCCCCGCUCGCCCCCUUUGACUAUUACCGCGUCUCCUACCGGCCCACUCAAGUGGGGCGUCUGGACAGCUCCGUGGUACCCAACACGGUGCGCGAGUUCACCAUCACCCGGCUGCACCCCGCCACCGAGUAUGAGAUCAGCCUCAACAGCGUGCGUGGCCGCGAGGAGAGCGAGCGUGUGUGCACACUCACGCACACAGCCCUGGACAGCCCUGCGGAGCUGACGGCCACCAACGUCAGCCCCACGGAGGCCCUGCUGCGCUGGCGCGCGCCCGUCGGAGAGGUGGAGAACUACGUCAUCGUCCUCACCCACUUCGCAGCGGCCGGGGAGACCAUCCUGGUAGAUGGGAGCCGGGAGGAGCUGCAGCUGGUGGACCUGUUGCCCCGGACCCACUACACGGCCUCCCUGUACGCCACCAGCGGGCCCCUCACCAGCGACACCAUCAGCACCAACUUCUCCACGCUCCUGGACCCGCCCACCAACCUGACGGCCAGUGAGAUCACCCGCCAGAGCGUCCUGGUGUCCUGGCUGCCCCCCAGGGCGGCCAUCGAGAACUACGUCCUGACCUACAAAGCCUCGGACGGCAGCCGCAAGGAGCUGAUGGUGGACGCGGAGGACACGUGGGUGCGGCUGGAGGGGCUGCAGGAGAGGACGGACUACACAGUGCUGCUCCAGGCCGCCCAGCUCAGCGAGCGCAGCCGAGUCACCUCGACGGCCUUCAGCACGGGAGGCCGGGUGUUCCCGCACCCGCAGGACUGUGCCCAGCACCUGGGCAACGGGGACACCCUGAGUGGGGUCUACACCAUCUUCCUGCACGGCGAGCCCGGCCAGAGGCUGCAGGUGUACUGCGACAUGGCCACCGACGGCGGCGGCUGGACCGUGCUCCAGCGGCGGCAGAACGGCCAGACGGAUUUCUUCCGCAAGUGGGCCGAGUACCGGGAGGGCUUCGGGAACCUGGAGGACGAGUUCUGGCUGGGGCUGGACAACAUCCACAAGAUCACGUCCCAGGGCCGCUACGAGCUGCGGGUGGACAUGCGGGACAGCCAGGAGUCCGUGUUCGCCGUCUACGACCGUUUCCUGGUGGAAGACGGGAGGAGCCUGUACAAGCUCCGGCUGGGUGCCUACAAUGGCACGGCAGGGGACUCCCUCAGCUACCACCAGAGCCGCCCCUUCUCCACGCAGGACCGCGACAAUGACGUGGCCGUCACCAACUGCGCCGUGUCCUACAAGGGCGCCUGGUGGUACAAGAACUGCCACCGAGCCAACCUCAACGGCAAGUACGGCGAGUCCCGGCACAGCCAGGGCAUCAACUGGUACCACUGGAAGGGCCACGAGUUCUCCAUCCCCUUUGUGGAGAUGAAGGCGCGGCCGUUCGGCCACCGGGAGGCGGGCAGGCGGCGCCGGUCCCUGUGGGGCUGACCUUGGCCGCGGCCCUCAGACCGUCUCGCUUCUGGACGAACGUGAAACUCGGAUGGGGGAAGGGGGGUUGGCCGCCCGGCGGAGGGGGCGGGAGGAGGAGGGAACCGGCUGGGGGGGGGCACCCCGGGGUCCUCGUCCCCUCCGGCCCCCGGCCUUCCCUCCCCCUCCCUCCCGGGCUCAGAGGAACCACGGGGCUGAGGUCGGGCGGGCGGGAGAAGCUGUCCCGGCCCCUCUGUCCCGGCCCCUCUGUCCCGGCCCCUCUGUCCCGGCCCCUCCGCCUUCCCCGGGUCCAGCCCUCAGUGGCCCUCCCUGGAGCGGCGCCUCUGAGCUCAGCCCAGCCCGGCCCCCGCAUCCCGCCCCGGGCACUGACCGAGCGUCCCCCCAUCUCCGUGGCACAGCCCAGGCUCCCGCGUGGACAUCAGUGGCCUCCGGGGUCCACCUGCGCGCGCGGCCCUGGGCUUCCCUGGGUCGGGCAGGGGGAAAGCGGCUUUGGUUCUGAGCGCUUCUCCCGGCGGGGGGGGGGGGGGGACCGGGCACCUUCCUCACCGGCCCCCCGUCGCCUGGGUCCCUGUGUCCCCUGCUCUGUCUGUUUCUGCUCCGGGUUUUGUCCUGCUCUUCGCCCUUUCCCGAAUUGCAAACCCAAAAGCUCGGGUCUGUGCCUGGUCAGCUCCCCAGGGCGGACAGACAGACAGAGGGAGGGAGGGCGCUGGCCCUGCACGCAGCCGGCCCCGGGUUUGGUGGUCCUUCCCCAUCCCACCGCCCAGGCCCCGCCAGGAGGGAACCCCGAGUGCAGAGCCAGGGGUCAGCCCUGAGCAUAUAUCUUCUUUCUCUCUCUCUCUCUCUCUCUCUCUCUCUCUCUCUCUCUCUCUCUCUCUCUCUCUCUCUCUCUCUCUCUCUCCCCCCUCCGACGAGAGAGGGAAGGUGGACAGUGAGUUACGGGCCCCGGCUGGGUCUUCUCAAAGUCUUCCAGAUCCAGAAAGAUCCAGGUGAUGUCACAAGUGGACUUAGCUUAGCACCCUCCCCCCCCGCCCCUCCCUGCCACAUCUUGCUCUGCCUUUAAAAGGCAAAAUGCAGGGGCUGGAGCACUAGCACAGUGGGGAGGGCGUUUGCCUUGCACGCGGCCGACCCGGGUUCGAAUCCCAGCAUCCCGUAUGGUCCCCCAAGCACUGCUAGGAGUGAUUCCUGAGUGCAUGAGCCAGGAGUCAGCCCUGAGCAUCGCCGGGUGGGACCCAAAAAGCAAAAAAAAAAAAAAAAAGGGAAAAUGCAGGGGUGACAAAGUGGCAUCAUCGAGGAAUCCAAGAGUGACCAGGGCCGGACCGAGGACCUCUUGUCCCUGGUUGGUGGUCAAGUCUGUGAGAGCCAGCGAGCAUCAGUCACCCUGUCCCAAUCAGAUGGCGGUGGUGGCGGCCAUGCCUGUGACCCCCGCCCGCCCCCUACCCCCCACGACCUUCCCUCAAGAUCCAGCUCUCGUCCACCCGAUGGGGACCAUAACUAUAACCCCCCCCCGCACCCCAGCUUGGGAAAGGGACAUUCUCUCAUGCAGGGGACGAGCUGGACACAGGGUGACCGUGGCGUCCCCUGCUCCAGCCUGGCUCCCAGGAGGACGGGACAGCCGUGGAUCUUUCCGGAAGUCGGUCAGCCUUGCGUGUGGCUGGUGGGGUUCAACCCCUGAACCCCGCCGGGACCCCGAGCACCGCCAGGACUAAGAACCCUGAGCAUCGCCAGGUGUGGCCAAAACAGACCAAAAAAAAAUAAAUAAAAUUUUUUUUUAAAGCAUCCAUCACUGGGGCUGGAGCGAUAGCACAGCGGGGAGGGCGUUGGCCUGGCACGCAGCUGACCCGGGUUUGAUUCCUCCGUCCCUCUCGGAGAGCCCGGCAAGCUACCGAGAGGAUCCCGCCCGCACGGCAGAGCCUGGCAAGCUCCCCGUGGCGUCUUCGAGAUGCCAAACACAGUCACAAGUCUCACCAUGGAGACGUGACUGGCGCCCGCUUGAGCCCAUCGAUGAGCAACGGGACGACAGUGUUCCAGUUCUUUGUCCUAUUGAAAUCUGAACGUUUUAUCCUACUGAAAGGUAUGGCUGGAGCAAUAGCACAGCGGGGAGGGCGUUGGCCUGGCACGCGGCCGACCCGGGUUCGAUUCCCAGCAUCCCAUAGGGUCCCCCGAGCACCGCCAGGGGUGAUUCCUGAGCGCAGAGCCAGGAGGAACCUCUGAGCAUCGCCGGGUGGGACCCAAAAAGCAAAAUAAAUAAAUAAAUAAAUAAAUAAAUAAAGUAUCCAUCGCUGGCAGAGGCUACGGCAGGGGGCUCCUUGACACAUCCCCCCAUAUUUAGAGACCCCCAAAUCCAUUCUCCAAGGUCAAGAGCAGCUGAACUCGGUGCCCUGAACCCGCGCCCUGGACCACAGCUUAGCUAGGGGUCGUCACGAGACCCCAGCCCCCCUCGAGAUUGCAGAGACACAUCUGGGGGCCUGGACUCGCCCAGACCCCAGCCAGGCGGUGACCCCCCCUUUCCUGCACGUCCCUGUCAGAGUUUCCAGCCCCGUCCACUCCAGGGUCAUUUCUCGAGGGGGACACGGGGUGGGCAAGGCCCCGGCGGGUACUAGCAAAGAAGAGGGAACCCUACUAGCUAGAAGGCACCACCAGGGGGCGUGCGCGCGCGCACGCGCGCGCACACACACACACACACACACACACACACACACACACACAGACACCACCUCCAGGAGUCCUCCAGGCUCUGCCCUGCCCCGCCCCCCCACAAGCUUCCCAGUUUAGGAUCUAGAGGGCGGCCCACUGCUAUGUGCUGGCCUCCACUGACCAAAGAAAAGUGAUGGCUCUAGAUGAGGUUUGACCUCUAGAACGGAGUAGACUCCACACUGCCCCCCUAUGGCUAACGCUGGAACUGCACCUCCAGAGCAGAGGUGUUCAGAGGCGGGUCCCUGAGUUAAAGCCUCAGAAGCACCCUGACCCCAGCUCAGCCCCUUGCAGACAAGGGGAGGGGACUUGGCGAGGCUUAGUGAUGGCUCACAUGUGGCCGAGGCACAGGCAAGGCCCGUGGCGAGAUCGGGUGCUCGCUCUCAAGUGCUCCCACCAGCCUGCGAGUACCCAGCCCACACGCCCCACCUGUCCCAACUGGUUCCCGCCCCAGCCAGCCCUGUUGGUCCUCCCCGACCCCGGAGCAGCUCUGGGCAAGGUCUGGGCCUUGAGGAAGGACCAGGUGAUCAGUUUCCCCUGGGGAAUCGUUUAACUCUGUCCCUCCCAGGGAUCGCAUCUCCCAGUCAAGGGGCCUUGGCUGACAGGCACUCCAAGGAGCCUGGACCAUCUGAGUCACAAGAGGGGGGGCCUUCCCUGUUCCUGCUUAGCAACCCCUACAAACCCCCCACCCCAAUGAGGUUUGACAUCUAGAACGGAAUAGACUCCACACUGCCACCUGUGGCCAACGCUGGAACUGCACCUCCAGAGCAGGGGUUGGUCCGUCACUGAGUAGGUCCAAAGGCGGGGGUCUCCGAGUUAAAGCCUCAGUUGCACCCUGACCCCAGCUCAGCCCCUUGCAGACAAGGGGAGGGGACUUGGCAAGGCCCGGGGACAGCCCGCAGCCGGAAGCUCUCGCCUUGACGUCUUCCUUCAGGAACUCCCAAGCUUUCCCACUCUUCCGCCAAGGGUCCUGACCUCUGGAAGUUCUCGCGACAUUCUCCCGUGGCCUUGUCACCCCCCCACCUCCGUCCGACAUUCUUUUAUUUGCCCUUUGGCACACGCCCGGCGAUGCUCAGGGCUGACUCCCGGCUCUGCACUCAGGAAUCACUCCUGGCGGUGCUCAGGGGGGGACCCGAUGGGAUGCCGGGGAUCGAACCUGGGUCGGCCGCGUGCCAGGCUAGCUAGCGCCCUCCCCGCUGUGCUGUUGCUCCCGCCCCCUUCUUGGCUUUUAAGCAAAGGGAACUUCGGUGCUGUUUGAGGCACAUCCUCCCAGACCCUCACCUCGCCAGUGGGUGUAAAACACACCCCAGAAAAACCCUUCUUUUUUUUUUUUCUUUUAAUUUUUCGGAUCAAUCCCCCUCCCCCACCCAGGGACGCUCAGGGCUGACUCCUGGCUCUGCACUCAGAAAUCACUCCUGCCGGUGCUCGGGGGGGGUCGGGGGGGACCCUAUGGGAUGCCGGGGAUCGAACCCAGGUCUGCCAUGUGCAAGGCAAAUACCCUUCCCGCUGUGCUCGCGCUCUGGUCUCCCUUUUCUUCAUUUUGGGAGGAAAGAGUAUCCCAGCAGCCUUGGGUAGGGGGGAUGGGGAUGGGACGAUGGAGACAGCCAGCCCCCUAAGGACACUGAAAACUGUCGGACCUCUGACCCCCAGCACAGAGAACAGGAGACAAGUGAAGGUUACGGGGUCCCUGACUCCGUCCCCCUCCCUGAUAUAUCUGUGGAGGUGCGGGUGGGGGUGGGUCCCCAUCUUCCCCUUUGCCAUUUGUGGUGGGGGGGGGGGGUCACAGAAGGAAAUCGGCCCUUGGGAGCUUGUUUUGAGCUACUCAGCCCAUUCCCAGUGCUGAAGGCCGUUCUCACUGGAAGCCACGUCCACGGGAAGGUCUGGGUCGGGCCACCAGCCCCCGAGUUCUGCACUGCAGGGCUCUGUCCCAGCAGAGAUCGCCCUCCUCCACGGUGCCUGCAGAGCCCUCCGCCAACCCACUAUCCCCCCACCCCAACUCACGGGGCCGAGUCUGUGGGUCACAACGGCCCCCCGGAUCACCGUCCCCGGCGACACAGGUCCUCCUCAACUGCAAGUUUCUCCUUCCUGGGACUUCCCGUCACACCCCGGUCAUGCCAGGACCUCCCACCGCCGCCGCCACCGCGGUCCCAGCCACGACCUUCCCCGGUGCCCUGAGGAGAUGUGGACUCGGAACCGUUUUUGGGGUGGGGGCGGUGGUGCUGGGCCGUCGACCCCCCACCCUGGCUCUGAGACACACGCCCCACGCCCAACCCUCUCCCUGCCCCUCUGAGAUCUCAGCGUCUCGCUCCAUCCCGAAUGGGCCACGGUGACCGCAGGGCGCCGGGAACGCACCGUGGACCUGCACGAAGGCCGCGUGCAUCGACGCAGACCCAGGGACCUGCACGAACACGGGGUGCAUCGAGGCAGCCCCGGGCGGGGAGGGGCAGGCGGGACCCCCCCCUGCUGACCCGAGGCCACCGAGACGGACCCUCCGCCCGGCCCCCAUUGUUAACUUGUACUUUUAGUGGCGAUUGCUUUUAGCCUCUGUAUAGGUCCUUUUUUAAACACAUUUUCUAUACGUUAAUAAAAGAUCCUCGAGGAAGGA
Molecule: messenger RNA, 9960 nt
Organism: Sorex araneus (European shrew)
Lineage: Eukaryota; Metazoa; Chordata; Mammalia; Eulipotyphla; Soricidae
Gene: TNR
Product: tenascin R
Exons: 23
Coding region: 597-4664 (1355 amino acids)
Molecular function (GO): protein binding
Source: RefSeq, a predicted model, not a curated record